GGAGGAGGAGCCGGGGCCUUGGAUCGAGGCGGCGGCCGGGGGCCGGAGCUUUCCCGUGGGCGAGGGCAGCGGCGGCGGCGGCGGCGGGGAGCGGCCAUGCACCGGCGGGGGGUCGGAGCCGGCGCUAUCGCCCGCAAGAAGCUGGCGGAGGCCAAAUAUAAGGAGAGAGGAACAGUGAUGGCUGAGGAUCAACUAAUGCAGAUGUCAAAACAGUUGGAAAUGUUCAAGACUCACCUGGAGGAAUUUGCCAGCAAACACAAGCAGGAGAUUCGGAAAAACUCAGAGUUUCGAGUUCAGUUUCAAGACAUGUGUGCAACAAUUGGAGUGGACCCCCUGGCAUCCGGCAAAGGAUUCUGGUCUGAGAUGCUGGGUGUUGGAGAUUUUUACUAUGAGCUGGGAGUACAGAUUAUUGAAGUCUGCCUGGCUCUGAAACACAGAAAUGGAGGCCUGAUCACACUGGACGAGCUGCACCAGCGUGUGCUGAAAGGGAGAGGCAAGUUUGCCCAAGACGUCAGUCAGGACGAUCUCAUCCGAGCGAUAAAGAAGUUGAAGUCCUUGGGCAAUGGCUUCACUAUGAUCCCAGUGGGAGGCAGGUACCUGGUGCAGUCUGUUCCGGCCGAAUUGAACAUGGAUCAUACUGUGGUGCUGCAAAUUGCAGAGAGGAAUGGAUACGUGACAGUCAGUGAGAUCAAAUCAAGCUUGAAGUGGGAGACGGAACGCACCAACCAGGUGUUGGAACACUUGUUGAAGGAAGGCUUGGCGUGGAUUGACAAGCAGGCUCCCGACGAGCCUCAGUAUUGGCUGCCUGCCCUAUUCUCUGACCUGUACUCUCGGGACGUGACACCAGAGGAAGCUGAUGAAAGCUUGCCAUGAGAGGAAUAAGUUCAUCAAACCGAGGGGGGAAACAACAGCACAGAUUGGGACUGUAGCACUGCUGCCUGAGUGAGGGGAAUUGGUGUCUGAAGAUGAAAAAUGUCGCCACUUGUUAUUCAUAUCCUGUAUUUAAUUUUACUUAAUAUUUCUGGUAUCAGUGUCAAAGAUCUCAUUCUAUAUUGCUGUUGGUGGCAACUUUGUGUGUUGUUGAGACAGAAAAAACUACAGAUGCUAAAACACGGAGAGUGGAGUAACUCAGUGGAUCCGGCUGCAUCUGGGGGUGGGGGGAGGGGGGUGGAAUGGACAAGUGAUGUUUCAGGUUGGGACUCUGCACCCUGAAACUUCAUCUGUUCAUUUCCCUUCGCAGAUGCCGCCUGACCGGCUGUGAAUACCUACAGUACUUUCAUUAUUUUACUGUAUUGUUGCAAUUAUAUAUCUUUCUCCCAGUCUUUACCUGGGGGUUAAAGUUUGAGAGGAUACAAGGAGGCAGAGGAAGGAGGAAUGGGUGAAGGGAGAGUGGAGGAAAUUGAUCAAUUUGUUAUAUAUUCCUAAAAAAUAAAUGCUAAUGGUCAUAGCUGAACUGCAGGCCAACUGAUGUUGCUGCAGCUUAGAAUCAGUUCCAGCAACUGGCUCAUAUUUAGAGAAAUUGAAUAACAAAAGUCAAGAAGAAUAACGUGAUUUUGUUUCGGUAACUUAACGCACUAAAAACAUUGUGCAUCCUGUUCACAUCCCAUCCAUGGUAGAGAUUGGGACUGUAGUACUGCUCCCUGGGGAAGGGGAAUUACCUGAAGGUGAGAAAUGGGGAUUUGUUAUUCAGUUCCCGUUAUUAAAGGUGUGUUGAAAACAA
Molecule: messenger RNA, 1720 nt
Organism: Leucoraja erinaceus (little skate)
Lineage: Eukaryota; Metazoa; Chordata; Chondrichthyes; Rajiformes; Rajidae
Gene: snf8
Product: SNF8 subunit of ESCRT-II
Exons: 8
Coding region: 97-873 (258 amino acids)
Biological process (GO): protein transport to vacuole involved in ubiquitin-dependent protein catabolic process via the multivesicular body sorting pathway
Cellular component (GO): ESCRT II complex
Source: RefSeq, a predicted model, not a curated record